CAGAGAUAUGCACGGCUGUCGUCGGCUCCGCAAAAAAAGAUAGCGGGCUCCAAACUUGUGACGUGCAUGAAGGUCAAAGACAAUCUUCCGCUCACCACACAAACAACUCUCUGGUCGCAACAUCUCUAGACCAUCUCUCACCUCUCUUCCCAACUUCUCACACACUGGUCAAGAUACUGACCAUCACAACAUCGCAACCAUGUCAGAAAUCGACCUCUACUCAAUCCUAGAAAUCUCCCGCGAUGCAACCCCCACCGAAGUGAAAAAGGCAUACCACAAAGCCGCACGAACCCACCAUCCCGACAAGGUCCCCGAGUCCGAACGCGCAGCAGCAGACGAUCGCUUCAAGGACAUUCAACAAGCCUACGAAAUUCUCUCCGAUGACCAGACCAGAGAAAUGUACGACAUGCACGGUAUGGCCGCUUUUGAAAAGGGAAACCCUGGACAAGGAGGAGGUCCGGAUUUGGAUGAUAUUUUGGCGCAAAUGUUUGGGCAGGGCAUGGGUGGUAUGGGAGGUGGCUUUGAGGGCAUGGGGGGUAUGCCGGGGAUGGGUGGAAUGGGUGGAAUGGGCAGGGGACCGAGGAAGAGCAAGAAUGAAGUGCAAGAGUACGAGGUCACGCUGGAGGAACUGUACAAAGGCAAGACGACGCGUUUUGCAUCUACCAAAAACGUCAUUUGUGGAAACUGCAGUGGAAGCGGCGGUAAAGCAAAUGCAAAGCCAAAGAAGUGUGGCACUUGCGACGGAAAGGGCUCAAAAAUCGCUCUCCGUCCCGUCGGCCCUGGUCUCGUAACACAAGAACAAGUGCCCUGCUCCACCUGCUCAGGCCGCGGCUCCUACUUCACCGACGACAAGAAAUGUAAAAAAUGCAAAGGCGCACGCACAACUUCCCAGCGCAAAAUCCUCGAACUCUACAUCCCACCUGGCUCGCGUCAAGGAGACAAAAUCGUGCUAGCCGGAGAAGCAGAUCAAGUCCCCGAUCAAGAACCCGGAGACAUCAUUUUCGACCUUGUGGAAUCUCCUCAUGACGUUUUCCAUCGUGCCGGAAGUGAUUUACAGGCAGAAUUGAAGGUGACGUUGGCGGAAGCACUCACAGGAUUCAACAGGGUGGUGUUGAAACAUUUGGAUGGCAGGGGGGUUUCUCUGCAUGUCAAGCAACCAGCCGGUCGUAUCUUGCGUCCUGGAGAAAUCCUAAAGAUUGCUGGAGAAGGUAUGCCCAUCAAGCGAUCAGACGCAAAGGGAGACUUGUACCUAAUCGUCGAUGUCGUGUUCCCCGAGGACGGCUGGUUGAGAGACGAAGCCACCAUCAACAAGAUCAGAGAUGUUUUGCCCAAAUCGACAGACGAGGAGAUCAAGGCUGAAGAGGUGGAUGAGGUUGACUGGGAGGUCAUCAGUGACAUGGAGGACUUUGGCGCUGGUUCUGGUGACCCGAGGUCCGCGGAGUGGGAAGACGAUUCCGAGGAAGAGGGUGAAGCUGCUCAGUGCGCUCAGCAGUAAGCAUGAAGAAAAGUUCGCUGCAAAAGGACACGAAUAAGGCUGUGAAGGAGACGACCUUUUUUUUUUCGCUUGAAAGAAGGGGAACGCGAUGGUCAGAUCCACACAUCUUGUCAAGAAUUGGACAUCUUCGGGCGCAUAAAACCAUUCAAGAGGUUUUGAACAUACUCGCUUCUCACUGUUUGUAUCAGACGAUCGACAUAUCACGAAGUGCUCUACUCAUACCCAUGUUACCGCCUCUCACAUACACUCGAAUACUUUUUCUUGCCCUGCUUCUCCAAUUCCGGAAAAGACAAGAGUCUGCAAAGGGUAAGUGACUACACAUACCCCAUCAUCUGUUCCCCUUACAUCUGAUUUCUUCUUUUUGUCUUUCGGUUCUACGGUGGGGCAGGAAGAAGAAGGCAGAUAUCCUUUUACUCUUUUUGGUCGUUCCACCGUUCAGCUUGUCAACUGGUCGUGUUGUUUCGCCUU
Aureobasidium subglaciale EXF-2481 is the source of this 1963-nucleotide messenger RNA. RefSeq lists its product as uncharacterized. The record is from RefSeq and is a predicted model, not a curated record. NCBI's taxonomy places the organism in Eukaryota, Fungi, Ascomycota, Dothideomycetes, Dothideales, Saccotheciaceae. The transcript is spliced from 3 exons. Gene Ontology annotation, cellular component: cytoplasm. Gene Ontology annotation, molecular function: Hsp70 protein binding. Bases 200 to 1495 code for a protein of 431 amino acids. Gene Ontology annotation, biological process: protein refolding.